UGCUGACCUCUGCCUGUCGCAGGGGGAAAAUGAGGCUCCGCAUGGAAAAUCAACUGGGAAGUCUGGAAGAACUGCGCGGCUUGGAGCUAAAACAGCUCAAGUGAAGCUUAUGAGAGAGACAACCACCCAGGCCUUCUCUAGAAACCUCCGUAACUUAACUUUAACGCCGUUAUUAAACGUUGAUUAAACAUAUUUAGCAGGAUAAUGUCUCCUAUUUCGCUCCAGCUGUUGGUUAGCCGUUAGCUUCCCUCCGCGUUGUGUCCAUUGUUGCUCCGGUUAGCGGAUGUUUUUCAGCAUCUGUCAGCGGUUCAUUCACCAGGACAGCCGGAUGUCUGUUGGGAGGCUGAGGGAACAAUGCUGAGAUUCCUCCGUGUCAUUUUAACAGGCCUUUUGGCUGCUCUGUGCAAUGGAGUAGGAGCUUUCGGGGUUGGUGCAUAUGGUGGGGUGAGAGUAGUGAACGGGGAUGAUCACUGUUCUGGUAGAGUCGAAGUAAACCUUCAUGACAGCUGGGGGACUAUUUGCGACCGUGACUGGAAUUUGCAGGCAGCUAGUGUGGUUUGCUCGGAGCUGGGUUGUGGUUUCGUCGAAUCUGCUGUUCGCGGUAGCGGGUUUGGCCCAGGCAGUGGAAACAUUGCCCUGGUCUCUGUUCAUUGCAAAGGACAUGAAUCCAGUUUGAUCCAUUGUGAUGCCUUUAUUAACACAAACGCCUUCAUUUGCACCCAUCAGAAUGAUGCUGGUGUGAAAUGCUCAGGUAGUCUAAUGGAGCCCAGGCUCACAGUGCUGUCGCCUCAUCAUGUGUUCUCUGUGGGGGAGUCCGUUUACUUUUACUGCACCAUCCAACCUCGUAACCGCGUCAGCAACGUCCAUCUUUACAAGCAUGGAGUCGAUACGCCACUGGUCACACAGAGCGCUGACCCGACGCAGAUCGGAGUGAGCCUCGUUCUAUCUGAUGUGGAAACCUAUCAGCAAGGCAGCUACAGCUGCCAGUACAACAUAAAGGGGGGUUUCCCUCCCCACCUGAUCACAUCUCCACCCAGCCAUCCUGUCAAUAUCACUGUGGUUGACCUCCUGACUCCCCAGCACUGGUACAACACUUCCUCUGAGGCCCCGCCAGGCUCUGUCAUCAAAGGCGAGAGUUUUAAUAUUACUUGUUCCACCCCCCGACAGUACCCUGGCGCUUCCUUCCAGCUCCGAUUGGUCCGCUCCAACGGCACGGUCCGGCAGUCACUCCCAGCUGCCUCCCAGUCUGUUACUUUCACCUUCCCCAACGCCCAGAGCUCCAACGAGGGGUACUAUUACUGCCUGUAUCGGGUCCAGCUGGGCGGACGUACGUUUGUCUCCAGAGAAAGCCAGCCUCUACCUAUAGCAGUUAAAGAUCCAGACCCGCUCCUAAGCCCCAUGGUGAUCAGCUGGCUUGUGUCUGGGGUGACUUUUGUCGUAGCUGUCAUCAUUAUUUUAGCCGUGGCGAAGGUUUCGUGUAACAAGGAGAAGAAGCCCUCUGAGUUAGAGCGGGACACCAGAACCUGUGUGGACAACACUUACGUUGCCUUAUCAGUAGAUAAGCUAUGACGGAGUCUGCAGCAGAUUUAAAGGUGUGGACAUCAUGAGGCAUCAAACCAUCUCCAGGUAUAUUUGAACUGCAGCAGAUAUGCAUCAGAAGCCAGAAACCUGCUAAUCACCAGCUACUGAUGGUUGCUGGAGCCAUUUUACGACAGUCUGGAUGAGACAGACUCUUAUUCAACACUACAGCGACACUUUAUGAGACUGCAUUGGCUUUGCAUCCUUAUGGGAAAACAUCAUAGGUGAUAUUCCACACCAUGCGAUCAUAAUGGGUUUUUUUUAUAGUAAACAUACUGUACUUUUAACAUGUCUAAGUUUAUUUUUUCUGGUUUCUCUCUGUAUGCAUUACUUAUGUUGUUACUAACACCAGGACCCCGUUUCAGAAAGUGGGAUAAGUGAGAACUCAGAAUAGGUUAUGGGGUAAAUCACUGGAUUUUUAUUUGUUUGUUUCAAAAAGCCACAUAGCCGGUUAUCCAGUUACUUCGUGAACCAACUCUAGUUGGGAUUUAGAUUUCUUGAAAUCAUCUUGAGUCUGUCACACAUUUGAGCUGAGAUUAAAAACAUUUGUCUGAUGUUGGAGAGCAAAGACUCUUUAUCCUCCACAUAUUUAGAAUUUUACAUACGGAUUCAUAGAUUUUUCUUUAGCAUCACGGUUUUCACCAGAGUCAGUAAUUAGUCUUGAUAAAAUUAAAAACAAGUACUCUGUGCUGCACUUAGUGUCAGCUCAAUCUGCCAUCGGAUCGAAAACAAUUAAUAAAUAGUGUCAUGUAGUACUCAUUUAGUCUUUUUCACCUAAAUAGUUUUAGUUUUGAUCAGUCCUUAUUUAUAAAUGAGUUUUGCUGACAGAAAAGCUUGAAAAAUUUAGCGUUGUAUAAUAAGUUUAUUACACCUCAACAACAAAGUUUUCUGUUUCCUUGUUUUAAAUCCACAAGAUAGAAAAGAUAAAAAUUCUACAGCUAUCAGUGAAAAUAUUAUAGCUGUUAUCACAUUUUGAGAUUUCAAACAAUAUACAUUUUUGUAUUUCAGGGUUUCCAGGCCUAAGUGGUAGCAUAUAUGGUGUUCUCUUUCAUUAAACACAUUUACUUGUAAAUACACCUCGUCCAGCUGUUUCAUAGGAAGUGACAGAAACAAAUCUUAGUAUCAGCUGAAUGUUUGCUAUUUUUCAUAUUAACUCAUGAACCACGGUUUAACUACAUACAUAUUAAUUUUACUUUGCGUGUAAAACUGGGGGCUGCACUGUAGAGCAGUGGGUAGCACCAGGUUUGAUUCCCGACCGAGGUCUUUUUGCAUGGAGUUUGCAUGUUCUCCCUGAGGAUGUGUGGGUUCUCUCCAGGUACUCCGGCUUCCUCCCACAGUCCAAAAACAUGACGGUUAGGUU
This is a messenger RNA of Cyprinodon variegatus (sheepshead minnow), 2938 nucleotides long. RefSeq lists its product as uncharacterized. Lineage: Eukaryota; Metazoa; Chordata; Actinopteri; Cyprinodontiformes; Cyprinodontidae. The transcript is spliced from 8 exons. The record is from RefSeq and is a predicted model, not a curated record. Gene Ontology annotation, cellular component: membrane. Bases 355 to 1569 code for a protein of 404 amino acids.